Telopea speciosissima is the source of this 2901-nucleotide messenger RNA. RefSeq lists its product as uncharacterized. Bases 590 to 2662 code for a protein of 690 amino acids. The transcript has 4 exons. Lineage: Eukaryota; Viridiplantae; Streptophyta; Magnoliopsida; Proteales; Proteaceae. The record is from RefSeq and is a predicted model, not a curated record.
GCAUUUGGGAACCCUGAUUUCAUUAUCUAUAGAUUCAUUUUCUUCGGUAGAUCAUGUGUGAGUUCGAGCUGAAGAACACAAUGCUUUGAGGACAUCUUGUGCUUCAUGUUUGGGAUGACGAGUAUUCAGAAAGUAGGAUCAUUUGAUUCAGUACUCAGGCCAUGACACUCUACAGCUUAAGAAAUCAUUUAGAUUUUCAACAACUUAAAAGGUUUUCUGGUGUGACAAUUCAUUGCCUCACCUAUAUCAAUUCGUUGUGCUGUUCCUGGGAAUAGAAAUUGGUGGAUGUUGGCAUUUGUGAUGCUAUGGUGAGACAUUUGAUUCCUUGUGGAUUCUUCAGCUGCUUCUGCUGACUAGGCAAAGUCCCAACUCCUCCCCCCAACCAAGAAAAACUAAUCCAAAAAAAAUGGAUCGCUGUGAUACCUCAGGGUUUGUAAGUGGGGGUGGGAUGUACUCUUUCAGAGAGUAGCUUAGUUUUGUUCUUUGUUAUUUUUUGCCCCGGAAGUCAGGCAGUCAGCUUUUUUCUUUUAAAUUUUUUCACAUCGGAGUUUGGUCUGGAUAAGGGUAUUGUGUUUUCAGCCGAUACCAAAUGGAUGCAAGGUUUCGACAUUUGGGUUUUUCUGCUAACCCUUCCUCAAAUGCAUUUGAGAAUCUAAGGAAAAUGAAUAAUUUUGGAGGAAUUGGAGCUGAUUAUUGUGCAGACACUAUCUUACGGCUUGAUUCACCUGGUGUCACUUUCCCUUACUUUGCCUCAAAGGGAACCAAGAGGAAAUGGAGUGCAAUUGAUGGAUCCGUUGGCUUUGAGGAUGGUUCUUUGCUGGUUCUUGGGUUAGGUUGUUCACCGAGUUCUUCUGAGAGCAAGGGAAGUUCAGCGACUGCUUGCACAACCAUGUCUUCAGCAAAAGAAAACGAGGAGGAGUCAUCAAUGGAUAUUGGCCUAGAUUUUGAUCUCCAUCUUGGUAAUGAGAAAGCACGAGGCCCAAAGAAACCAGCUGGUGCUACUUUGAAGCCACUGGAAGUAAGACCCAAAUUUGACCUGGAAUUAAGUCUUUCGACUGGGCCUGCUGAAUCUGAUAUCACCAGUGUCACUCCUGGCUCUACCCCAUCCCAAAACAACUUUGAGAUGCCAUUGAUGGCUAGCACCGGCCCACUUGUGGAUGAAGGAUCGACAUCAUCUCGAUGGAAACUAGGAAAUGCCAUACUUCCAUUGCAUUUUGUGCAUGGUGAAGAGACUAGCUUGAUUCAAAACCAGUUGCCCAUACCCCACAAAACAGAUUCAGUUCCUGUCAUUCCAGACCUUUCAACAACGAUGAUAACCAGUCAAAAAAGCUCAGUCACCUGUACUUCUGGGGUUACUCAGCAGCAACAGCAUCGCAGUAGUAGCACAAAGACCUGUCAGUUUGCAGGAUGUGGAAAGGGAGCCAGAGGUGCAUCUGGCCUUUGUAUUGCCCAUGGUGGUGGCAGGAGGUGUCAGAAAGCUGGCUGUCAGAAGGGAGCUGAGGGCCGUACUGUUUACUGCAAGGCCCAUGGUGGUGGUCGCCGUUGUCAAUAUCUUGGGUGCACAAAGAGUGCUGAAGGCCGCACUGAGUAUUGUAUUGCCCAUGGUGGUGGAAGACGGUGCAGUCAUGAGGGUUGCACCCGAGCAGCAAGAGGGAAGUCUGGUUUGUGCAUCCGACAUGGAGGUGGCAGGCGGUGCCAGCAAGAGAAUUGCACAAAGAGUGCAGAAGGCUUCUCUGGUCUCUGCAUAUCUCAUGGAGGUGGACGCCGCUGCCGGUUUCCAGCAUGCUCAAAAGGUGCUCAGGGGAGCACAAUGUUCUGCAAGGCUCAUGGUGGCGGCAAGAGGUGCACAGUUUUAGGAUGUACGAAGGGCGCAGAAGGGAGCACAGCUUUCUGCAAGGGCCAUGGUGGAGGAAAGAGGUGUUCAUUCCAAGGAGGUGGAAUGUGUCCAAAAAGUGUGCAUGGAGGCACCCUUUUUUGUGUUGCUCAUGGAGGUGGCAAGAGAUGUGCUGUGCCAGAGUGCACCAAGAGUGCUAGGGGGCGGACAGACUACUGUGUUCGUCAUGGUGGGGGCAAAAGAUGCAAAUUUGAAGGAUGCAGGAAGAGUGCUCAAGGCAGCACUGACUUCUGCAAGGCGCAUGGUGGAGGUAAGCGGUGCUCAUGGGGCCAACCAAAUUUUGAAUUUGCUGGCCAAGGUGCUCUGUGUGACCGGUUUGCUCGGGGAAAGACCGGUCUAUGUGCUGCCCAUAGUGCCCUAGUGCAGGACAGGCGGGUGCAUGGGGUUGGAACACUGGGGCUUGCAGUCCAAGAACCAAAGCCUAGCAAACCUGAGAAGAUGAAAGAGGUGGUAACUGAAGAUAUGCAUGUUGAUGUCAUGAAUAUGAGCAGCAGUGGAGGGACUUUUGCAGGCUGGAGUGGUUUUGAUUCAAAUGGUUAUGGACAUCCAGCAAUAGCAGUGCAAUUACCACCACAGGUUCAUUUUCCUCCAGCGGAAGCAGGGCUGCCACCAGGUCCAGUUUCGCUGCCGGAAGGUAGGGUACAUGGGGGAAGUCUGAUGGCAAUGUUAACAAGUGGUUCAGGUUCGACUCCUGCCAGUGAAAGUCAGGUAGUUGGUGGUCCAUCUGAGCCGGGGAAAUCUAAGAUGGUUCCUGACUGGAUGAAGUGAAUGAGAGCAAUGAAGCCUAAUAGGUGUCACUGACUAGCUGCCCUUGUGUUUGAUUUGGUUUCUGACAAGGUAUGUACUUGUUUGAGUCUCUGUACUAUUAGUUUAGCAAGUUUCUGUUCCAGAUGAGAAAAAUAAUAUUUUUCUCGUUCAUUGAUUUCGCAGUUAGAAGUGAUUCGUCUUACACCCUUGAGAUAGAAUAAGGGAAAAGGAGUAAUUAUAGUUAGGUUUUCUGCUGUAAA